CCCAAUCAUGUCAUGCUUUCUUACCAGUGGGAUGAUCAGGCACUGGUGAAGAGGGUAUAUGACCGGCUCAUGGAGGAUGGCUUCACAGUGUGGAUGGAUAUUGAAGGAGGGGUCUCAGGAAAUAUCAAUGAUGCUAUGGCUGCUGGUGUGGAGGAUGCAGUCGUUGUGUGCCCCUUCAUGACCCCUGCUUACCAGGCCUCCCGCAGCUGCAAGAAAGAGUUGAACUACGCUGACGCGCGACAGGUGCCCCUCGUCCCCGUCAUGGUGACCAAAAACUGGGAGGCCAGCGAGUGGCUCGGACUGCUCACUGCGGGCCAGCUCUGGGUGGACUUCAGGAACGUGGACAAAAGUGAUGAUCACUUUGAGAAGUGUGUGAAGUCUUUGGAGGAAGAGAUUAUAUUUGUGGCUGGAAAUGUAUUGACCAUUCAGGAACCCAACAGUGACCCAGACAACACCUCAAGUCGAGAGAGACUUAAGCGAAAACCUGGUCGAGGAUUUCGCCAUGCUCUCACUCAGCUGUACCUUCGGGAGUCAGGUGAACAGAAAUUUCAUCCAGCAAGUGAGACUCGGAACACCGUGGAGCUCCAGUACAGCCCUGGUGACCACGGCUACUGGGAGGAGGUCAAAGGCAGCGGUUGCAAACGCUACCGCAAUGUAGUAACCAAUGGAUACCUUGGAUUCGAUCCUAACGGAGACUACGUAUACACCAAAGCAAAUCCUUACGGAGCAGAGGAAUGGCUCCUCAUGGUGGAUGAGUCUGACCACAGUCACGAGAGGGCAGUGGUCAUCAAGAACAAACAUUCUGGAAGGUUCCUGGCUGUUCAGCAGGGCCGCUUCAUAGGACUGCCGUCCCAUACGGAGGAGUGCAAGUGGUUUUUGGAAUAGCUGAGAGGUUUUCAUGAAUAAAGAGAAGCUCAGACAUCAAAGUACAAA
Messenger RNA from Sardina pilchardus (European sardine), 933 nucleotides. RefSeq lists its product as uncharacterized. The coding region runs from base 13 to 885 and encodes 290 amino acids. The record is from RefSeq and is a predicted model, not a curated record. The transcript is spliced from 5 exons. NCBI's taxonomy places the organism in Eukaryota, Metazoa, Chordata, Actinopteri, Clupeiformes, Clupeidae. Gene Ontology annotation, biological process: signal transduction.